AUCCUUUGUUGUCGGUAGCAACCGUUGUCAUGGCGACGCUGAUCAGGAAACGGCAGAUUUCGAACGCCCCUCAGGGCUUUUUUGGCGGGAAACGAAGAGAGGGCUGCGGUUGUUUUCUUUCUGUCAUGUGAUCGUAACGUAAAACCCCUAACCGGAAAACACCGACGACCCUCUCCGCCGCCAACGACUGCUGAGGAGCAGUAGACGCUGCCGCGAGCUCAGAGCGGACGCUCCAGUCCCCGGUGACAAACAACAACAACGGCGGCCCCGCAGACUCCACCGACGCCCCACAGCCACCAGGUCGAAGAAUGGAGCUGGCCAACCAUGGUCUUAUCCUGCUGCAGCAGCUGAACUCUCAGAGGGAGUUUGGCUUCCUGUGCGACUGCACCGUGGCCAUCGGGGACGUCUUCUUCAAAGCCCACAAGGCCGUCCUGGCCGCCUUCUCCAACUACUUCAGGAUGCUCUUCAUCCACCAAGACAGCGACUGUGUGCGUCUGAAGGCAGCAGACAUCCAGCCGGAUAUCUUCAGCUACCUCCUCAACCUGAUGUACACGGGCAAACUGGCCCCUCAGCUGAUAGACCCUGCACGACUGGAGCAGGGGGUGCGCUUCCUCCACGCCUACCCGCUGCUGCAGGAGGCCAGCCAGACCCUCUACGCACACCCUGACCAGAGCGUCAACCUCUCCACCUCCCUCUACGGCAUCCAAAUCUCCGACCAGCAGGUGGCCAUGUCCGCGCGCCUGGCCUCCCAGCUGUCCUCACCGGUGGACAUGGAGCAACUGGCGGUGGACGGCCAGCGCCCAUCCUCGCCCGCCACCUCACAGUCCAAAGCAGCUGCCUCGCCUCCAAAUGGCGACGCGUCGACCAGCGGCCUGACGAGUGAGGACGGGGCGGCGGACCUCGCCGGUGCGGACGGAGCGGCUGCCAACGCCAUCCUCCACGUGAAGCCCAGCAUCAUGAAGAGAACCUCCUCCUUCAGGAAGCACUACUCCUGCCACCUGUGCCGGAGCCGGUUCACGCAGAGGAGCCUACUGAGAGAGCACCUUCUCCAGCACACGCAGCAGGCCGCGCUGGACACCAGCAGCGCGCUGUCCCCGGUCGUGGCCCGUGACCUGUCCGAGGUGGAGGGGAUCCUCAAGGCCGCCAAGGCGUCCGCUCCCGCCUCGGCUCUGGAGAUCAUCAGCGACAGCGAGAAAACGCCCGCUUCAGGCACCACCUCCCCGCACGCUGACCUGCAGGCCUCCAACUGGGGCGCAGGCAGGGCCAACUCGCAGGCCGACACGCCGCCCCCCUCGGACAUCGCGGACAUCGACAACCUGGAGAGCGCCGACCUGGACCGUGAGGCCAAGCGGCGGAAGUACGAGUGCGACAUCUGCGGCCGCAAGUUCAUCCAGAGGAGCCACUGGCGCGAGCACACCUACAUCCACACAGGCAAACCCUUCAAGUGCAGCGCCUGCGGGAAGAGCUUCUGCCGCGCCAACCAGGCGGCGCGACACGUGUGUCUGAACCAGGGCGCCGACGCCUACACCAUGGUGGACCGGCAGAGCAUGGAGCUAUGCGCGGCGGGCGACGACAGCAGCCAGAUGGAGGUGAUGUUCAUGGCCUCGUCCAAGCCGUACAAGUGCAACAUCUGUGCCACCACCUUCUCCAGCCCCAAUGAGGUCAUCAAGCACCUCUGCUUCACCCAGGGGGGGUUUUCGGGACUGCAGGGCAGCGCGGGCGCCGCGUCACAGCGCGAGGAUGUUUCCAAAGACGAAGGCUCCGACUUGUCCAACUCUGGCACUGCACUCGAGUCCAUAAAAACUGAAGAGCUGCUUGCUGAGUAGCGCCAAUAUAAACUUUUGUGUUCUCUAAGUUAUGGUUGAUAGUUAAGCUAAGGACAAUAGUCAGGGUUUGGACGGUUAGCAGCAACAUUGUGAGCACCUGUCGGGUGGAAACUGCCCCUCUUGCAUGGCUUUCCUGGUCCUAGACGCUAGCUCUCCCAUGGAAAACCAGACGGAAGAGUUUCUCCUUGGAGUUGCAUCACGAUUGGCGCUCCACUGUGACGGCCCACGUCUUCUCACCGGUGCAGUGGCCUGACAGAGACACAUCGAGCAGGUGGUUAUAAUGUUAAGGCCGCUUGGUCCACAAGUGUAGAAUAGGCGCUAGAGCAACGAGGAAGGGGAGAAGUGGCAAACAAAAGACUCUUGAGCAACAAUUGUGGUCAAGACAGACACAGUUUCAAACAGGAAGAGAAAACAGUCGCUCAAGCUAAAAAACAAAAAUCACGUCAGAGGUCGAGCAACUUUAUUUAUUUCCGCCUCAAAUAGAAUUCAAGACAAUCUCUGCUUUGAGGAGAAAACACUUAGCCGUGACUUUAAUCGGGUGUGGUGAUCCUGACCAGAGCUCUGCCAUCCUCAUUAUUUUUGUAUUGACUUGUGUCUUACUCAAAGUGUUCCAUCCAAAACUCACCGACAUUUUCUCGCUCUUCCUAAAAAUCAAGCGGUUCUAUUUUUAAUACUUCACUAGCGAGCCCCACAUGUGUAUAGAUAAUUUAAUACACCCCUCUAUAUAUGUAUUUAAAAUUCUAACCUCAAUAAUUUAGCUUCUUGUUCCAAUAAAACAAAAGGAAAUUAACUUUUUAUAGAAGGUAUUUUAAUGUUUGUAAGCUUAGGUGCUGUGGGUGAUAGAAUUUCAAUUCUGACGUGUACAGACUUGAAUCUGAAGUGUUUAAGGGCAGGUUCGGUGUCGCUCUGAAGUACCAGGUGUAGUCUUACUUUUAGUUAGAAGGGCCUCGAAUUGACUUCAGGUUUUGGGAAAUUGAAAAAAUCUAAAUCAAGUUAAUGUGUCCUCAAAUGUUUUAUUUUGAAUUCAACAGUUAUAGUUCAAGAGGUGGAGCAUUAUAGCGUUUUAAAAUAGCUACUCUUAGGUGAACUCCGACUGAUAUCUUGUUGCCGAAAUGCUGAACUACUGACUGUUUUACUUCUCAAAACUAAGACACGAUUUCAGUCUUCCAUCGUUUCCGUUUCCGUCACUCCACCACAAAUGUUUGAAAUGUUGAAUUUUCUCAGGAAGACAAACGUCUCCCAAAGUCUUGAAUCAGAGCAGAAUCAAAUGACUUGAUCAACCAAUAGUCACACGUCUACUGUGAUCGACUUGUGUUCUCAGGAAUGUGAGGAAUCUUCUCAAGAUUUUUUUUAAAGUGAAGAAAGAACAAUAAACUGCUUUUU
Messenger RNA from Synchiropus splendidus (mandarinfish), 3209 nucleotides. RefSeq names its product zinc finger and BTB domain containing 2b (gene zbtb2b). Gene Ontology annotation, biological process: regulation of transcription by RNA polymerase II. Bases 309 to 1826 code for a protein of 505 amino acids. The record is from RefSeq and is a predicted model, not a curated record. Gene Ontology annotation, cellular component: nucleus. NCBI's taxonomy places the organism in Eukaryota, Metazoa, Chordata, Actinopteri, Syngnathiformes, Callionymidae. The transcript is spliced from 4 exons. Gene Ontology annotation, molecular function: RNA polymerase II cis-regulatory region sequence-specific DNA binding; protein binding; DNA-binding transcription factor activity, RNA polymerase II-specific.